Messenger RNA from Sardina pilchardus (European sardine), 1665 nucleotides. RefSeq names its product B-cell receptor CD22-like. The transcript has 7 exons. Lineage: Eukaryota; Metazoa; Chordata; Actinopteri; Clupeiformes; Clupeidae. Bases 1 to 1665 code for a protein of 554 amino acids. The record is from RefSeq and is a predicted model, not a curated record.
AUGAGAGACUUACAGAAGCUUCACUGUAGCAGCAGCGUUCUGAUUCCUGCUCCUUAUUUCUCCGGAAGCAAAGAGCUUGCACGUACUGUAGAGCACCCAGGUGUACUUGGUGAGGGCCCCUACAGCGUGAUGUAUUCCUCUAGCAGCAUCUGUGGUUUAAAGGGGUCAUUUGUGGACAUUCCCUGCACUUACUCGUAUCCAAGUGGUAAACUGGUCAGAAAGGCAUACUGGUUCAUCAAAUGGAGGUGGGGGAGAGAACCGAAUUAUUUGUAUCAGGAUUCCAGAUAUCGGGGGCGUGUGGAAUAUCUCGGUGAUAAAGUGAGCGAUUGCAGCCUACGAAUCAAGGACCUGAGAGAGACUGACAUUGACGAAAAGUACAGAUUUAGGUGUACACUUAAUGUAGAUGAGGAGAAAUUUGCUGGAUCUGAGGUUUCUCUGACACUUACAGAUCUUCGUGUAACAUCAAGUCCAGUAUCAGUGAGGAUGCAUCAUAGUCUGACACUGACCUGCAGCACCACCUGCAGUCUGAGUAACAACCCCACCUACAUCUGGUACAGGAACUCACAGCCUCUGAGUAACACACACACAACCAGCAGCAACAUCAUGUCUAUAGCCUCAUUUAGCAAAGAGGAUGCUGGUUAUUACUCCUGUGCUGUAAGAGGACAUGAGGAUCACCCAUCACCGUCUGUGUGUCUGAGUGGCUGGAGUGUGACCUACACCCCACAGAGCAUCUGUGCAUUGAAGGGCUCCUCAGUGGAACUCCACAGCUAUUACACCUACCCUUGUGAUCAUACAGUCAUGAAGGCAUUCUGGUAUAUCACAGGACAUAAAGAUCUGAGAGAGGAUGAACACUAUCAGGGUCGUGUGGACUAUACUGGAAAUAACAGCAAUAACCACACUUUGACCAUAAGGAACCUAAACCUUGAUGAUGCAAAAACAUAUACCUUCAGAUUUGUAACUGAUAAAGAAGAAAAGUUUUCGAAUGGACAUCUUAGACUCUUAGUUACAGAACUGCAAGUGUUGGUUAAUCCUGACACUGUAAAAGAGGGAGAUGAAGUGACUCUGACCUGCAACACCAUCUGCAGUCUGAGUAACAACCCCACCUACAUCUGGUACAGGAACUCACAGCCCAUUGAUAAUCCACACACAGCUGACAACAGGCUGUACAUACACUCAGCCAGCCCUGAAGAUGCAGGCAAAUACUCCUGUGCUGUUAAAGGACAUGAAAUCCACAGUUCACCUGAAAUGACUCAGGAUAUCAGAUAUGCUCCAAGAAACACCUCAGCAUCACUCAGUCCCUCUGGUGACCUUCAUGAGGGCGACUCAGUGACUCUGACCUGCAGCAGUGAUGCCAACCCACCAGCGCACACCUACACCUGGUACAGGAAGACCAGAGAUGAGACAGUUAUUCAGGACACAGGGAGGAUGCUGAGCUUCACUCUUAACCUUGUCCCUGGUGUGGACGAACUUUAUCACUGUGAGGCACAAAACGAGGUCGGCUCAGAGAACUCAACCGGAGUCAGGGUCUCCUGGCCAGAUCCUGGCUUGCCCAAAGAAAUCCUGUUUAUUGCUUUGGGGGGCAUCUUGGUUGUAGCUCUCUUGUUGGUGGUCAUUGUAUGCUGGAGGCAAGUCCCAGAGAAAUACUUUCAUAUCAGUUUAUUGUGA